AUGUACAGAGCAUCCAAUUUGCGUUCCAGCGUUGUUCACGUUCGUGUCCCGACUGCCGUCCUUCCUGUCGCGCGUAGGACGUAUGCAACCCAGCCUUCGCCGGGACAAGCGUCGCCCAAUCCAAAAGUCAGCCCUUCCACUGAUGGCGGUGGCGGACACAACAACGGCCUUAUUAUCGCAUCCGCUGUUGCGGCCAUCGGGGGCAUGUACUAUUUCUACAACCGCAGCCGAGGCAUCAGUCUUCAAGAGCAAAAACGCAGAGAUGAAGAGGAUAUCAAGCGAGCAGUGCGUGCAGCACAAGGCGAUAUAAAGCAAGUUGGGGAGGCAGGGAAGGCAAGGGCUGAAGAUGGCCUUAAAGAAGCUCAGGAGAGCUAUAGUGCUGCGAAGGCCUCAGCUAAAGAGAAGGUCACUGGAUCCCGCCAAAAAGUAGAUGAGUCUCGCUACGACCUGACCGAACAGGCACGACAGGCAGCACAUGAAGCACAGACAAAACUGAAUCAGUACAAGAGUUCAGCUGAGCAAUCUCUAGCGGACGCUAGGAGGACAUCCGAACAAAAGUUUGAGGAGACGAAGGACGCUGUCAUGCAUCGCGCGGAUGAAGCCAAGGACGCAGGUCAAAGCUGGUUUGGUUGGGGGCAGUCAAAGACAGACGAGGCGAAACGUGAGGGCACUCAGAAAGUUACAGAGAGUGCAGAAGAUGUUAAGAAGAGAGCAGAGAGACAGGGAUGA
Molecule: messenger RNA, 729 nt
Organism: Suillus plorans
Lineage: Eukaryota; Fungi; Basidiomycota; Agaricomycetes; Boletales; Suillaceae
Exons: 3
Coding region: 1-729 (242 amino acids)
Source: RefSeq, a predicted model, not a curated record